UAAAUGAAAUUACAAUAUGAAUUAAGUCAUAAAAUUUAAAAAACUGACCAAGUCCAAAAUUUUGCCCAGGAAAAACGCUGGGACGACUAGUCCACCGGCGUCGACAACUGAAAGCUGGCACCCCCUUACAUGAGCGUCAUGAGACAAGCAGCAGCUUCAGAAAAAUCUUCUGAAAUUACUCUGAAGUGGAGAUGUGCCCAGAAAAGCUUCUUUUUUCUCUUCUAGUGAUAUCUGCGUUGCUUCCCGUGGCAUUGUCUCUAUCAACCCUCCUGCCUCCGGAAGAGAUUGAAGCCCUCAAACGCAUCGCCGAGGUAUUGAACAAAACUUACUGGAACUUCAGUGUAGACCCGUGCAGUCAAGAAGCUGGUUGGGUCUCUCAGAAUUUUGCAAUGGGAAAAGCGAAUGUUGCAAAUGUCCGGUGCAGUAAUUGCAAUAACGAUGGGAGCAUCUGCCAUGUGACAAGCAUUGUGCUCAAGGAACAAAAACUUAUGGGGACCCUACCACGUGAAAUGGCCUUACUUCCAUUCCUCCAAGAAAUUGAUCUCUCCCGCAACUUCCUUAGUGGUACAAUACCUGAUGAAUGGGCAACUCUUCCUCUGGUGAAUUUUUCUCUUCGUGGAAAUAGUAUCUCAGGCCAAAUUCCAUCAUGGAUUGGAAAAAUAACAACACUUCAACAUUUAAUACUAGAAGCAAAUCUAUUUACAGGUCCUCUUCCAAAGGAGCUGGGCUAUCUCCGAAACUUAACAAAACUUGAGUUCUCCGCAAAUGGAUUUUCUGGAGAAUUGCCUGACACUUUUUGUAACCUCACAAAUUUGCAACACUUUCAGAUUGGCAGUAACAACUUCUCAGGAAAAAUACCACAGUUCCUUGGAAAUUGGACACAGAUUCGGAUAAUGGAUCUUCAAGCAAGUGGUCUUCAAGGACCUAUUCCUACUGGAAUAUCACUUUUAAAGAACUUAAAUGACUUGCGAAUCAGUGAUAUUACUGAAAAUUCUGCUUUUCCACAGUUGGAGGGUAUGCAACAGUUGCAAUACCUAAUCUUAAGGAACUGUGGAAUAACUGGAGAGAUCCCCUCUUUCGUCAAAGCCUUCUCGAGUCUCAACCUCCUAGAUUUGAGCUACAACAUGUUAUCUGGGAUAAUUCUAUCAACCUUUGGAAGCUUGAAUCACGUCGACUUCAUAUUUCUAACCAGCAAUAAUAUGUCCGGCUCUGUUCCUGAUUGGAUACUUAAUGACAAAAACGAUAUUGAUCUUUCUUAUAACAACUACACUUUCGAAGGCGGCAAUGGUAAAACAUGCCAACUAAAUAACAUCAACUUACUGGGGAAUUUACACAAAGACGAUGAUCAAAGUGAGGGUGUGCCAUGUUUGGAGACCAUUCCCUGCAAUGGAGAGAAUUCAGCCAUUUACAUAAAUUGUGGAGGUGAGGAAGUGACUAUCAAUCACAAGACUUACGAGCAAGAUAGCGUUAAUAAUGGUGUUUCAACAUUUCGCUUGGGUACCAACUGGGCUGUUAGUAGCACUGGCUCUUUCCUGGAUUCUAGUGAUAAGAACAACUUCAUAGCUACCGCUAAGAACAAACUCUCCAUGCCAAACUUUGAAUUAUAUAAAAAUGCACGAAUCACACCCUUAUCUCUCACCUAUUUUGGGCUUUGUUUGUCAAAUGGGAAUUAUAGUGUUAAGCUACACUUCUCUGAGAUAAUAUUCAGUGAUUAUAAUGGACAUCCUAGCCCUGGAAGACGAAUCUUCGAUGUUUACAUACAGGGGGAACUAGUCUUGAAGGAUUUCAAUAUCAGAGAUGAAGCUAAUGGUUCAGAAAAGGCUAUUGUUAAAACAUUUCCUGCAGUUGUUACAAGGAAGACAUUGGAGAUUCGAUUCCAUUGGGCUGGAAGAGGAACAACUACUGUUCCUAUGAGUGGAUCGUAUGGUCCUCUCAUAUCAGCUAUAUCCGUCGAGUCAGCUUUCGAACCUCCGAGUAAAAGCAAAUGGUUUUUGAUCGGAAUCACUUCUGCGGCAAUAUCUGCUGCAAUUCUUCUUAUAUUUGUUGCUUGGAAGAAAGGCUAUUUCAGGUGCAAGGAAGCAAUUGACACUGAUCUGAGGGGUCUGGAAACUGUCUCCUUUUCUCUAAGACAAAUUUUAACUGCUACGAGCAACUUCAGUUCUUCUAACAAGAUCGGGGAAGGUGGUUUUGGAUCGGUGUACAAGGGCCGGCUACCAGAUGGAACUGUAAUAGCUGUGAAGCAGCUUUCUGCAAAUUCUAGUCAAGGAAAUCAUGAAUUUAUAAAUGAGAUAGGCAUGAUUUCUGCAUUACAACAUCCAAAUCUUGUAAAGCUUUAUGGAUGUUGCGUUGAAGGAAAUCAGUUAUUGUUGGUAUAUGAAUAUAUGGAAAAUAAUAGCCUUGCACGUGCUCUUUAUGGGCCAAAGCAAUGUCAGUUGAAGCUAGAUUGGUCCACCAGGCACAAGAUUUGUGUUGGCAUAGCAAAAGGUCUUACUUACUUGCACGAAGAGUCAAUGAUAAAGAUUGUUCAUAGAGACAUAAAAGCUACAAAUGUGUUGUUAGACAUUGAUCUUAACCCGAAAAUAUCAGAUUUUGGAUUGGCAAAGCUUGAUGAGAAGGGAAACACCCAUAUUAGCACCCGAAUUGUUGGAACAAUUGGAUAUAUGGCACCUGAAUAUGCAACACGAGGAUACUUGACAGAAAAGGCGGAUGUCUACAGCUUCGGUAUUGUUACUUUAGAGAUUAUAACUGGAAAAUACGUCUCCGGCUAUAUAAAUAAGGAAAAAUAUCAUCUUUUAGAUAUGGCAUAUGCAGCAAAAGAGGAAGGGGACUUACUGUCUCUUGUUGAUAAAAGACUGGGAGUGGAAUAUGAUCAGGAUGAAGCAUUGGGAAUGAUCAGUGUGGCUAUUCUGUGCGCACAUUCUUCACCACUUUACAGGCCUUCAAUGUCCAUUGCGUUGAAAAUGCUUACAGGAGAAACUGAAAUCCCAGACUUUGUUCCAGAUCCAUAUCGAUUCGGAGAGAAUCCAUAUGAGAUGGCUGCAAGCUCAGGAAGAAAUAUACAACCAUUUUAUAUUGGUAAGUUUGGGAAUGAUUUUAGGGAGUGGGAAUCAAAAACUGAUUGUGUUAGUUAUGAUUCUGAAUCUCACUCGUAUCUACUAGCAUCUUCUGCUCCAUGAUUUCUCAUUUGUUGCUAUGGAGAGAUUUCAUUUCUUUUUUCUUGGUGAGCUUCUGAGCUCAAUAAUAAUAGUUCUGGCACUUUUGCUCUGUGUUGUGAUUAAUAUUGGUGAAUAUUAGGGGCUGUUUGGCUACAUGUGGGAUUUAGUAAAUAUUGUAUGUUCUGAUUCAGUAAAAUAGUGAAGUUGUUUGGCAUGA
Molecule: messenger RNA, 3372 nt
Organism: Dendrobium catenatum
Lineage: Eukaryota; Viridiplantae; Streptophyta; Magnoliopsida; Asparagales; Orchidaceae
Product: probable leucine-rich repeat receptor-like serine/threonine-protein kinase At3g14840
Exons: 24
Coding region: 192-3176 (994 amino acids)
Biological process (GO): protein phosphorylation
Molecular function (GO): ATP binding; protein binding; protein kinase activity
Source: RefSeq, a predicted model, not a curated record